Truncatella angustata is the source of this 699-nucleotide messenger RNA. RefSeq lists its product as uncharacterized. Lineage: Eukaryota; Fungi; Ascomycota; Sordariomycetes; Amphisphaeriales; Sporocadaceae. The transcript has a single exon. The record is from RefSeq and is a predicted model, not a curated record. The coding region runs from base 159 to 599 and encodes 146 amino acids.
GGUGGGAAAUACCCUUUUGUGCAAUGUAACUCUUUCCACGUGCAGGCAAUCCUACCAUUACAACGCAGAUCUUGGUAUCCUCGACCUGGACGCCUCGGCCGUUAGUGCCUGGUGCCAUGGCUGCCAAUUUUGUACCGAAAUCGCGAGUUUAGGUGCGGAUGACGAAACCAUGUAGGAGACAACAAUUGGGCAGAUAUCGGAAGCAACUAUGGCUGAGGACCAAAGACAAGAAAAAAAGCAGGGUCUUGGGGCUUGAGAAAAACAAGAUGAAUACUGAUCAGAGGCCAGCCUCGGAUGUGGUGGUGGUGGUGCUUGGAUCAGGCGAUGCGAAAAGUGUUUUUGUGUCGAGAGAUGCACGAGGAAAGUCUCAUGCACGAAAUGCCGUCACUCUCGGGAUUCUCAGGGCCAAACUUUUGACUUUCCCUCAAGUAACCCGGCUCAGCGGCUCCUGGCAGUGGAAACGCUCGGCAUCACCCCGCAGUGGGCAUGGAUUAGCGAAGCUUUCCAUCAGAUCAACUAGAAAGCAACCCACUACCAGGGCUGGGGCCAGGGUGUGUUUGCUCCCGUGUCAACUCAACGAUGACCCCUCACCCCGAUAAUACCCAUCGGGAUGAAUACGCCAUGCCAAUAGAUUGCUGAGGAUUUCCGGGCGAGUAUCGUUCUGAACCGUACGAGUUACCGUAACUGGGAGCUGGAAGC